Messenger RNA from Pezoporus occidentalis (night parrot), 1378 nucleotides. It is a transcript of the gene CIB3, whose product is annotated as calcium and integrin binding family member 3. NCBI's taxonomy places the organism in Eukaryota, Metazoa, Chordata, Aves, Psittaciformes, Psittacidae. Gene Ontology annotation, molecular function: magnesium ion binding; calcium ion binding. Bases 623 to 1186 code for a protein of 187 amino acids. The transcript has 6 exons. Gene Ontology annotation, biological process: calcium ion homeostasis. The record is from RefSeq and is a predicted model, not a curated record.
CAUGUAUGAACAUGUAUAUGCACUAUAUACGUAUGCAUGUCACACUAAUAAUCAUUAAGUGGUGGUGAUGUAUAUCAGCAGAUAAUACAGAAUAAAGGGACUGGACUUUAUAGAUACUACCUUCAGCACAAAGUACGGUAUAUUAGUGUAUAAUGUGUAUUACAGGGAGCAGUGAGAAGGAAAGGAUGAGGGGUUACCAUCACUGUUAUGAAUUCCUAAUAUUUGGUGUUAAUUCUUAAAGCAGACAGACACCACUGAUGCUUUGCCGUUACUUUACCAUCGGUGAAGGGAUAAAAAAGCAUGCCCCAUGACGUCUUCCUGCUGCUUCAAAGACAUAAACCAGCUGCUGUUACUUGUUUGGGUAAAUACUGUAACAUGAGUCCCCACUGUGCACACCGGAGACAGGUGAGUGAUGCUGGAUAAGAGCCUUGAGACUAAAGAUUUGAUGAAAUGCUCCUAUUAUGAUACUUUACAGCCUGGGGAAUAGGGAAGCUGGUUACUUGAUCCUCUGCUAUACCUGAACCUCAUUGUUGCAGCUUUUAAUAACUGAAUAUCCAGCCUGCCUAUAAAGGUGCCCCCGAGGAAAGAAUGAUGGGACUAGAAUUAGCAUUCAGAGCUAGAAAUGGGCAACAAGCAAACUGUUUUCACUCAAGAGCAACUGGAUGCGUAUCAGGACUGCACAUUCUUUACAAGGAAAGAAAUACUGAGACUGUUUUACAGAUACCGAGAUCUAGCCCCACAGCUAGUUCCGCUCGACUACACACAUAAACCAGACGUGACACUUCCCUAUGAACUCAUUGGCAGCAUGCCAGAGCUAAAGGACAACCCGUUCCGCCAGCGGAUAGCAGAGGUUUUCUCAGAGGGUGGAGAUGGCAACAUGACUUUAGAUGAUUUUUUGGACAUGUUUUCAGUGAUGAGUGAAAUGGCUCCCAGAGACUUGAAAGCUUAUUAUGCUUUUAAAAUUUAUGAUUUUAACAACGAUGACUACAUAUGCAAAUCUGAUCUGGAGAAAACAGUCAACAAAUUAACCCGAAAUGAACUCACCCCAGAAGAAGUGAGCCUCGUAUGCGAAAAGGUGAUUUACGAAGCUGACGUGGACAACGAUGGCAAGCUGUCUCUGGAAGACUUCCAGCAUAUGAUAAUACGGGCUCCAGAUUUCCUUAGCACAUUUCACAUUCGAAUCUGAAUCUAGUGAAACAUGUGGAGGCAAGCAUUUCCUGAACCUUCAAAAACUAUUACUGAGAUCACCGUCCAUGAGGGAGCAAAAGGAAGGGAGCAAAGAGGACAACUUCUGGUAACUGAACCAGUUGCAGAACUCUCUCUUUUACCUCUUUAGAAGGAGCAAUUCAUUAAGCUCUUCAUCGUGAUUUCUCUGUCA